This is a messenger RNA of Phalaenopsis equestris, 1326 nucleotides long. Its product is annotated as aspartic proteinase CDR1-like. The transcript has 2 exons. The record is from RefSeq and is a predicted model, not a curated record. Gene Ontology annotation, biological process: proteolysis. Gene Ontology annotation, cellular component: extracellular region. Lineage: Eukaryota; Viridiplantae; Streptophyta; Magnoliopsida; Asparagales; Orchidaceae. Gene Ontology annotation, molecular function: aspartic-type endopeptidase activity. The coding region runs from base 1 to 1326 and encodes 441 amino acids.
AUGGAAAGGUUCUCUCUGUUCUUCUUCGUUGCCUGCGUCCCAUUCCUAUCCCCUUCUUCUGCCGCUGGUUUCUCCGUAGAUCUCAUUCACCGCGACUCUCCCCUCUCGCCUUUUUACAACCCUUCCUCCUCCCCUCAUUCCCUCCUCCGUGCCUCCUUCCACCGCUCCCGCCGCCGCGCGGCCUACUUCCUCCGUGCUGCAAGCCUCACUCCUCCCCUCCACAGUGAAAUCAUCCCAAACUCUUUCGAAUACCUCAUGAAAUUCUCCAUCGGCACCCCACCCACCAAAACCCUCGCCAUCGUCGAUACCGGCAGCGACCUCAACUGGGUCCAAUGCACCCCGUGCAAGGAAUGCUACGCCCAACAUCUCCCUCUCUUCGAUCCCUCCGCAUCUUCAUCGUACAAACCAGUCCCCUGUUCCGACAUGUCAUGCUCCGCGCUCCCUCAGUACGGAGACUGCUUCUCCCAAUCCAACUGUAAUUACGAAUACUCCUAUGGAGAUCGCUCUUACGUCAUCGGAGAACUCGCCACCGAGACCUUCUCGUUCGACACCGCAGACGCCGACAGUCAUCUGGUGCAUGUUAAAAAUAUCAUUUUUGGCUGCACGCACGAAAGCAACGGUACCUUCGACGCAAUGGGCGCGGGGCUUGUGGGGCUCGGCGGAGGACAGCUCUCCCUCAUCACCCAGCUCGGCGAUGCUGUUGACAAUAAAUUCUCUUAUUGCCUUCCUCCCCUCAACAACAAGUCUUUGAGCGGCCGGCUCAACUUCGGUGCGAAAGCAGUCGUCUCUGGUCCCGAUGCAGUCAUUACUGAUCUCAUCUUCCAACAGACGGACAGCUACUUCUUCCUUAGCCUGGAGUAUAUAUCAGUUGCCGGCGAUUCGGAAACUAUUGCCUUUAAAUCGGCUCGGAAUGGUUCACAGGAGGAAGGUAACAUAAUCAUAGAUUCAGGCACGACACUUACGCUCAUUGACGACGAUACUCUGCAGUUUUUGAUAACUAAGCUGUCAGAAGUUGUGAAGCUGCCACAGGUGAGUGAUCCAGAGGGAAUGUUCAAUCUCUGUUUUGACGUUUCAGAGACAAAGGAAGUGGAAGAUGGCAACCUUCCGGAUAUAAUAUUUCAUUUUUCUGGAGCUGAUGUGGUAUUGAAGCCAUUGAACGCAUUUAUAGAGCUGGAUGAGAAGACGCUGUGCCUUGCCAUGAUAUCGAGCGGGGGUGUUGGGGGUGUAAGCAUUUUUGGAAAUGUGGCGCAGCAGAAUUUUAACGUUGGGUAUGAUUUGAGCGCCAUGAAGUUGACGCUGGAGCCGACAGAUUGUGCAGCUGUUUGA